UAACACCAUGGCUUCCGAUGACAAUGAGAUAAUUGCAGAAGUAGAUUCCUUUUACCGACUUUACAAAAGAGGUCGCGUUGAGCGUUUCUACGAUGUACACGGUUCUUUCUACGUUCCACCAUCGCCACAACACCCAUCAAACGGCGUCUUUUCUAAAGACGUCACUAUCUCACACCACGUCUCUGCCAGACUCUAUCUUCCUGAAAACAUUUCCGAUCCCCAAAAAGUCCCCGUGUUAGUAUACUACCACGGGGGCGGACUUGUCAUGGAAUCGGCCAUCUUCUAUUGGAAUCACAAUUACGUCAACUCUUUAGCUUCUGAGCUAAAUGUCGUUGUUGUUUCCGUAGAGUAUCGAUUAGCCCCAGAAGUUGAUGUAACAGUGAUUUAUGAAGAUUGUUGGACUGGACUUCAAUGGAUCGCUUCACAUGCUGAUAAAAAUUCGUCUGGUAGUAACAAUAAAGACUCGUGGUUAACGAAUUUUUGUGAUUUUAGUAAAGUGUUUGUAGCCGGAGACAGUGCUGGUGGCAAUUUAGUGCACCACAUGACUAUGAGGGCCGGCAAAGAUACCUUGAAUAAUGAUAUGAAAAUUACUGGAUCAAUUUUUGCUUAUCCUUAUUUCUUGUUCCCAAAUGUAGAAAUUGAUAAAGAAGGUUUGGCUAACAAGAUUUGGGGCUAUAUUUGUCCACCACUAGAAUCUGGGUUAUUAUCCCCACUUGAUAGUCCAUUGAUUAACCCACUUUCUGAAAAGGCUCCAUCUUUAUCGGGGCUAGGUUGUUCGAGGAUUUUGGUGUGUAUGGGAAAAAAAGAUGAUAUAAUUCCUUUAGAAAUUGGGGUUCGUUUUGUUGACGGUGUGAAGGAGAGUGGAUGGGACGGAGAAUUGGUGUAUCUUGAAGUUGACGAUGGACAUGUGUUUCUGACAUAUAAACCUGAAUCCGAGGAAGCUAAACCUAUGAUGAAGUUUUAUAAUAAUUUCGUUCAUUGCAAGUGA
Molecule: messenger RNA, 988 nt
Organism: Solanum dulcamara
Lineage: Eukaryota; Viridiplantae; Streptophyta; Magnoliopsida; Solanales; Solanaceae
Product: hydrolase 3-like
Exons: 1
Coding region: 8-988 (326 amino acids)
Molecular function (GO): hydrolase activity
Source: RefSeq, a predicted model, not a curated record